Molecule: messenger RNA, 1176 nt
Organism: Suillus paluster
Lineage: Eukaryota; Fungi; Basidiomycota; Agaricomycetes; Boletales; Suillaceae
Exons: 5
Coding region: 1-1176 (391 amino acids)
Source: RefSeq, a predicted model, not a curated record
AUGCCACUAACGAAUGACGAAAUUGCUGCCAUCACUGGGGACAUAGCAGCCACCAAUUUGCCAGUUAUUCCAGAGCUCCCCACUCAUCCCUCGCUGCCUGACCCGCCUCCUUGCACACCAUCACCCCACCCAUUUGAAUGCUCGAGCCACGAUCAUGACCCACCGAGUCCCACUUGUGCAGGGCCGCUUCGAGAAGCGAAUUCAUCAAGCUGGGCGGCACGCAAUCCCACACGGCCUGUCCUUCAUCCUCGUACACCACCGCCUCAGCUCACGGAUGCCCAAAAGGCGUCACAGAAAAUAAAGAGGGACCAGAAGCACGAAGCAGCAAAACGCUUGCAUGAUGGUGUAACCAAGUACCUCAAUGAGCAGAGGAUGAAGAUCGAGGCACUUGCCCGCACUCAUAACAUCACCUCAAAACACAUCAACGACAUCAUCGGGAGCCAGACCAACUAUCACAAGUCGCGGAAACCCCAAUUAAUCAACGCGCUCGUUCAUGCAAAGGCUAAGGAGAUGAACACAGCCGCAGCCUAUAUUAAGGCCCUCAACGAGCAUCGUGACCAGAAGGGACUUAGCGUUCGGGCAAAUAAUCUGGCAGCUGCACGCGAUGUUGUAGCCACAACGGAUCGGAUCGUCAAAGAGCUGGACGAUCUGCGAGUUUGGACUGGCGUCUAUGGCACACUAUUUGUCGUCCGCAGUCACAUCAACAAUACCAUUCAAAGCACAAUGCAUGGCACAGAUAAUUCUGAAGAUUUCUGGGAUGAUGUGUACGAGCAUCCCAUGGCUGACUUUCUUAGGCAAUACGAACAAUGGGCAUGCACCCAGAAUCAAAGUAACUUGUGUACUUAUGCGACAUCCCGUAGAUCUCAAUGCACGCGACUCUUUGGAAGUCGUAAGGAAGCAAUCGAGGUGACCAGCAAAAAAGAUAUUAUGAUGAAUUACAAUAACUACGAAACAUCUGUCAUCGAAACAUACGGGGUGCGCCUUGUGGGCUGGCCCCAUGGUGUCAAGUUCACUAGCCCUUCGAACAUCGGGACCGUGGGCGACAUUCGCAAGCUCCAGGAUGCCCUCAAGGCACGUACAUGCUACUGGGCAGUCCUAUCACCGGCAGAGGUCAAAGCUCACGCGUCUGAACUUGAUACACGACGUUCAGCCGGGGAAGUUGUUCGGAAGCCAUGA